GGCUGAGGCGGCUGUGUGAGGCGAGGCGAGGCGGCGUUUCCUCCCCACCGAAGCGGGGAGGAGGGCGGGUGGCCGUCGCGGUGGCGGUGCUGCCCCUCGCCGGCACGAAGCCAAGGGACGAAGAAGAGAGAGAGAGAGAGAAAAAAAGAGAGAGAGAGACCCGCGGCCGAGCGAUGCGGCGGUCCCUCAGGGUGCUUUUGAAGACAUGGCAUGACACCGCAUGGAUGCUGCAUCCGUUCUCAACUGUUGCUGUGGAAUAAAACUCCUGUGACUGUGAUUGUGAAUGGCUGUGGAUGUGGGUCCUGCUGGCUGGGAACGCACUGUCGCCAUGAUCUCUUAUCUAACCUUAUUAAAGAUGGAUUGCAGUUACUGAUGGGAAGAAGUCCAAUAUGAGUGGAAAUGAUACCGGAGGAAGAAGACGCUUUGAAGACACAGAGCACACACUACAUAUCUACCCUGGGAACAUUGCCGAAGGGACCAUUUAUUGUCCUGUUAUUGCACGGAAAACAUCUACUGCUGCUGAGGUGAUAGACUCCCUGAUUAAUAAACUGCAACUGGACAAAACAAAAUGCUACGUCUUGGCCGAAGUGAAGGAAUUUGGUGGGGAGGAAUGGAUCCUCAACCCCACCGACUGCCCUGUCCAACGCAUGAUGCUCUGGCCGCGGAUGGCCCUGGAGAACCGCUUGAGCGGAGAGGACUAUCGUUUUCUUCUAAGAGAAAAGAACCUGGAUGGAUCGAUCCAUUACGCCAGUCUCCAGUCCUGGUUGCAGGUCACCGAAGAACGGCGCAGGAUGAUGGAACGUGGCUUCCUUCCCCAACCACAGUACAAGGAUUACGAUGAUUUAUGUGCUUUGCCAGAUCUGAACGAGAGGACCCUCUUGGAAAACCUUAGAAACCGCUUUAAGCAAGAAAAAAUCUACACCUAUGUUGGAAGCAUUUUAAUAGUCAUUAACCCGUUCAAAUUCCUUCCCAUUUAUAACCCUAAAUAUGUCAAGAUGUACGAUAAUCAUCAGCUGGGUAAGCUGGAGCCCCAUAUCUACGCAGUGGCUGACGUCGCGUAUCAUGCCAUGCUACUGCGUCGGAAGAACCAGUGUAUAGUCAUUUCUGGAGAAAGCGGGUCUGGCAAAACCCAGAGCACAAAUUUCUUGAUUCAUCACCUCACUGCACUAAGCCAAAAGGGAUUCGCAAGUGGAGUAGAACAAAUCAUUCUUGGAGCUGGACCAGUGCUGGAGGCCUUUGGGAAUGCCAAGACAGCACACAACAACAAUUCAAGUCGCUUUGGCAAAUUUAUUCAAGUAAAUUAUCAGGAGACUGGCACUGUGCGUGGAGCUUAUGUUGAAAAGUAUCUACUAGAAAAGUCCAGACUAGUCUAUCAGGAACAUAAUGAGAGGAACUACCAUGUAUUUUAUUACCUGCUGGCAGGAGCAAGCGAAGAAGAGAAAUCUGCUUUUCACCUUAAACAGCCUGAUGAGUAUCACUACCUUAAUCAGAUGACAAAGAAACCCCCUAAACACAGCUGGGAUGACUGUUACUAUGACUCUGAGCCGGAUUGCUUCUCUGUUGAAGGUGAAGACUUGAAGCAUGAUUUUGAACGUUUGCAGCUAGCUAUGGAGAUGGUGGGCUUUCUUCCCAAGACCCGCAGGCAAAUAUUUUCCCUUCUGUCAGCAAUACUACACUUGGGUAACAUCUGUUACAAGAAGAAAACCUACCGAGAUGAUUCCAUAGAUAUCUGUAAUCCAGAAGUCUUGCCUAUUGUCUCAGAGUUACUUGAGGUGAAAGAAGAAAUGUUGCUUGAAGCGCUGAUUACAAGAAAAACAGUGACUGUAGGAGAAAAGCUUGUAUUACCAUACAAACUGGCAGAGGCUAUAACAGUACGGAAUUCCAUGGCCAAAUCAUUGUACAGCGCACUGUUUGAUUGGAUCGUUUUUAGAAUUAACCAUGCACUUUUGAAUACCAAGGACUUAGAAGAAAGCACCAAGACUUUGUCCAUUGGAGUACUUGAUAUUUUUGGUUUUGAAGAUUAUGAAAGUAAUAGCUUUGAACAAUUUUGCAUUAAUUUUGCAAAUGAACGUUUACAGCACUAUUUUAACCAACAUAUCUUUAAACUGGAGCAAGAGGAAUACAGACUGGAAGGCAUCAGCUGGCAUAACAUAGACUAUAUCGACAACUCUGGCUGUAUAAACCUCAUCAGUAAAAAGCCCACAGGGUUGCUCCAUCUACUGGAUGAAGAAAGCAAUUUUCCACAAGCAACCAAUCAGACGUUACUAGACAAGUUUAAGCGUCAGCAUGAAGGGAAUCUCUACAUAGAAUUUCCUGCUGUAAUGGAACCUGCUUUUAUCAUAAAACACUAUGCCGGGAAAGUUAAAUAUGGUGUGAAGGACUUCCGGGAGAAAAAUACAGAUCAUAUGCGACCUGACAUUGUUGCCCUCCUUAGGAGCAGCAAGAGUGCCUUUAUCUGUGGAAUGAUAGGGAUUGAUCCCGUUUCGGUGUUUCGCUGGGCUGUCCUCAGAGCGUUCUUCAGAGCUGUGGUUGCCUUUAGAGCUGCUGGGCAGAAGUACAUUGAGAAGAAAACUGGUUGUGCCUUGAUAGCUAAAGGGCAUGAUGAUGCUGUUUUGAAAAAUGUGGAUAGUUUUAGCUUUCUCCAUCACCCAGUUCAUCAGAGGAGCUUAGAGAUUCUACAGAGAUGCAAGGAGGAGAAGUACAGUAUUGCUCGGAAACGGCCGAGAACACCCCUUUCCGACCUGCAGGGAGUUAACACAAUUAACGAGAAAAGCCAGCGCGAUGCCUACGGCGUGUGGAAUAGCAGGAUGGGCCUCAGACAGAGCCGACUCUCCAGCCCCAGCAGUUUCCUUGACAAAGACGGGAUAUUUGUGAAUUCGACUAGCAGCAAGCUUUUGGAGCGUGCCCACGGCAUUCUCAUGCGAAACAAGAACUUUAAAGUCAAGCCCAGCCUACCAAAGCACUUGCUGGAGGUGAAAUCCCUCAAGCACCUGACAAAUCUGACUCUGCACGACCGUAUCACAAAGUCUCUUCUCCAUCUUCACAAGAAGAAGAAACCUCCGAGCAUCAGUGCCCAGUUCCAGGCUUCACUUACCAAGUUGAUGGAGACUCUUGGACAGGCAGAACCCUAUUUUGUCAAAUGCAUCCGCUCUAACGCUGAGAAGCUCCCCUUGAGGUUCAAUGAUAACUUGGUGCUUAGACAGCUGCGAUACACAGGAAUGCUAGAGACAGUACGCAUCCGACAGUCAGGAUAUAGCUGUAAAUAUUCUUUCCAGGAUUUUGUAGACCACUUCCAUGUACUUCUCCCACGAGGCACUGUCCCAUCUAAGCAGAAUAUUGAAGGCUUCUUCAAAAAGACAAAGACCAACGCAGAUAGUUUCCAAGUCGGGCGAACCAUGGUGUUCAUGAAGGAACAGGGACGACAGCUUUUACAAGGACUGUUGCACGAGGAGGUCUUGCAAAGGAUUAUCUUAUUACAGAGCUGGUUCCGGACAAUGCUGUACAGGAGACACUUCCUGAGCAUGAGGCAGGCUGCUGUCGUCAUACAGCAUUGUUGGCGUCAUUAUCAGAGAAGGAAGGAAGCUGAAAUGGAGGAAGAAUCCCUGAACCAUUCAGCCUUUUUAGAGCGAGCUGCUGUGGUCCUUCAGGCGUCCUGGCGAGGUUACAUGGCCCGGCGAAGUUUCCAGCAGAUGCGGAUUGCAGGUUUCAUUAUCCAGAGCUCUUGGCGGGACUGCUUAAGACGUAGGCAUGCUGCGGCAACCUCUAUCCAGGCGCACUGGCGGAGCUACCGCACAAGGACUCUCUACAGAGCCAAGAGAAACAAAAUCAUUUUGUUGCAAGCAGCCUACAGAGGCUACAAAGCACGGCAGAGGUUUACCACAUUAAGAGAGCAGCAAUUGAGUGAAGCAUCACUAAAGAAUCGACUAACAAGUAAAGAUGAUAAAUUAAUACUAGGGUAUAACUCAGGUAUUAAGGAUUCAGACCCUUCUGAAUGGGAAGAGAAUUCAUUGGAAAACAGAGUGAAAGCCAUAGAAGGCUACACAUCGGUUACGGACAAUAGAAUUGAUCCAUCAAAUUCCUUGCACAAACACCAUGAGAGGGCCAACAGCCAGAGCGGAAUGAGCAUGGAAGAGGAAGUUCUUGUCAGAGAAAGACCAAAGUCCCUGGAAGAUCUCAACCAAAAAAAAGGAGUUCGUGCAAAGCGAGAGAGCCGGCGGAUGCGCGAACUGGAACAAGCCAUUUUUAGCUUGGAGUUGCUAAAGGUUCGAUCCAGUAGCGGAACUUCUCCAUCAGAGGAGCACCAGUUGUCCCCUGACUUCGCUUCUGAAGGGAUGCCAUCUCCUCGAAGAACUCCAGAGAGUAAAAGCUCUCGCGGAAGUCUAGAGAACCUAAGCCGGGACCCCCUCUCGUCUCUGGAUCACAAUGUACAUCCCACAGAAUCACUACAUGAUAGUCCGAAAUUUGAUGAUGAUUAUGAUGAUGAUGAUGAAGAAGAAGACAUCUCCAAAUUUGCUGCUGCUACUAUAAAUAAAACUAUGACAGAGAGAAAGAGGUCAAUCUCAAGUUCUGAAUUACUUGACUGUCUUGCUGUUAAAGAGCGGCCGUCAGUUUGUGACUCUUACGACGUCUCCAAUAAGCAUACAAGAGAAUCAUUAAUUUCUUGUAGUUUGCCUACAUUUUAUCUUCCACCACAGGACAAGUUGAAAGUUGGCCAUUCAGUGAGGGACAAUAAUCUAAGAAACAAACAAAUGGAAAUGGGGAGCAAUUUUUUUUUCUCAGACACCAAAAAAAAUCCUCAACUGGAAAGGACCACACAAAACACAGCCUUACAUGACAAUGGUCAAAUGUCCAGCAGUGGAGAAUUCCCAGCUGUUACAGCUACAGAAGUGCAUCUCUCGGAUACGGUUAUCGAAAAGUUGGAGAAGUUAAAUGUUGAGAAAGAAGAACGCCGGAAACGAAAACAGAUGCAGAACGAAAAAGAGAUGAUGGAGCAAAUACGACAGCAGACAGAAAUUUUGGAGAAGCAGCAUAAAGUUUUUGAAGAGCUUCAGAGACAAGAGAAUGAACAGAAUAGGAUUCGGGACUCUUGCCAUGGAACCCCUCUCACCUCACCAAAGAAAAUGGACAGAGGUCCACCUCUAUUCAUCACCCAUCCUCAAGUCAAGGGAGAUCUAAGACUUGCAACAAAGACAGAAGCCACCUCAUCGGUGGUCCUUAAAUCUCCUACUGGCCCCAAAAAAGGAAGUCCCCCUAUUUGCCAGACGGUCCUGAAGGAAAAAAUCCCAGAGAAAAUGGAAAGCCAGACUCCAGUCAUCCUGGAAUCUGUUGGAACAGAUUGGUUGAAUUUGCAAAUGGGUACUGAGUCUCGGGAAAGUGUCAGCAAUCUACCUGCGAGGGAAAAACGGUUCAGACUGCCUCGAAUUCCUAGCCAGGGCAAGGAAAGCUCUUCUAAGCAAACUAGAGUUGGUUCCAUUUUUUUUACACCAAAGGAUGCUCAUUUGGGCAAUACUUUGAAUAAAGGAUCUUCAGCACCUCCGCUUCUUCCAAAAGAAGAACAGAAAAAGCCACUGAAACUUCCCAGAACAACAGAUAGAGGAGAGCAGGUUGCUCGACCAGUCCAUAGAAAGAAAGCCCGCAUGGCACGGACACGCUCCAAUUUCUUGACUAGAGGUGCUUUUGCUGAUUGGGAGGGGGAUACAGAGGAAGAGGAUUGUGAUGACAAUCUUGAAUUCCUUCUCUCCUUUGAGCAUCCACCUCACCUUGAGCCAGGUUGUGCAGUCAGGCUCGGGCAGCCCUGUCAUAGUGACUCUGAAAUGAUGUUACAACGUUCUGCAUCCAAUGAAGGCCAAGCAAAGCUUCACAAAACAAUGUCUCAAGGAGAGAUUGGAAUGCUGCCAGUUGCCCAGAAGAUCAUAUCCGUGGACAGAAGACCUCAAAGAGCCAAGAUGAGAUUUUGGGGGAAAGGAAGGCAGGGGGAGAAGAAGAUAAGCAGGGAGAAGCUUGCUACCCAGUCAGAGCUGCUGGAACUGUAUCCUGACCAAGAUGCACCAGGAAGAGACAUGAUUCCGGGACUCCAGCUUGAAGAAGAGCUGAGUCCUCCAAGGAGUCCCGAACUGUCGGGCAUCUAUCGAAGGGAAUGUAAAGAAAACAAAGAGCCAUCUCCAAAGGUCAAGCGAAAACGCAGCCUGAAAAUCAGCAACGUAACUAUGGAACCUGCACAAUGGCAGAACGACGCUCUUCAGAUCAUAACAAGUGCCGGUGACUUGAAAAGCAUGGACGAGUUCCUCUUGAAAAAGAUGAAUGAUUUGGAUAGCGAAGAUUGUAAGAAGGACACUCUUGUGGACGUGGUAUUUAAAAAAGCUUUGAAAGAAUUCCGGCAAAAUAUCUUCAGUUUCUACUCUUCUGCUUUGGCAAUGGGCGAUGGGAAGAGCAUCCGCUACAAGGAUCUCUAUGCGCUGUUUGAGCAGAUUCUAGAGAAAACCAUGAAACUCGAACAGAGGAACUGGAGUGAAUCCCCCGUACGGGUCUGGGUCAAUACAUUUAAGGUGUUUCUGGAUGAAUACAUGACGGAAUAUAUGCCUUUGGAUUAUUCUGCUGCAAAGGUGACAAAAACAGAAAGGAAGAAGAGACGAAAGAAGGAAACAGACAUAGUAGAAGAACAUAAUGGCCACAUUUUUAAGGCUACUCAAUAUAGCAUCCCUACCUACUGUGAAUUCUGUUCCUCCUUGAUAUGGAUCAUGGACAGGGCCGCUGUUUGCAAAUUGUGCAAAUACGCUUGCCACCGAAAGUGCUGCCAGAAGACCACAACAAAAUGCUCCAAAAAGUAUGACCCAGAGCUUUCUUCACGCCAGUUUGGAGUCGAACUCUCUCGCCUGACCAGCGAAGAACGGAUUGUGCCAAUAGUGUUUGAGAAGCUCACCAGCUACAUAGAAAUGCAUGCUUUGUAUACAGAGGGCAUUUACCGGAAAUCUGGAUCAACAAAUAAGAUCAAAGAGUUACGGCAGGGUCUUGACACAGAUAUCGAACGAGUGAAUCUCGAUGACUACAACAUCCAUGUCAUUGCCAGUGUGUUCAAGCAAUGGCUGAGGGACUUGCCUAAUCCUCUCAUGACAUUUGAACUCUAUGAAGAAUUUUUGCGAGCCAUGGGUUUGCAGGAGAGGAAAGAGGCCAUCCGUGGUGUCUACUCAGUCAUUGAUCAGCUUUCCCGAACUCAUCUUAAUACCUUGGAACGUCUGAUCUUUCACCUUGUCAGGAUUGCUCUACAAGAAGAAACGAAUCGAAUGUCAGCUAAUGCUCUGGCCAUUGUCUUUGCUCCCUGUAUCCUCCGUUGUCCAGACACCACUGACCCUUUGCAGAGCGCUCAGGAUGUCAGUAAAACCAUCAGUUGCGUAGAGUUGGUUGUUAUAGAACAGAUGAACAAAUACCGGGCCCGUCUCAAGGAUAUCAGCAGCCUGGAGUUUGCAGAGAACAAAGCAAAGAGCCGACUGUCCUUGAUCCGCAGGUCCAUGAAGCCUGUACUAAUUGCCGUUAGAUUUAUGAGCAUAACCCGCAGUUCGAUCCCGGGCAAAGGGCGUCUACGCCGAGGCACCUACUCAAGCCCUACAUCCCCAGCGGGAGUCCGGUUGCCCUCUAUGGCGGAUGCUCCCGAAGAGGCCCUGAGCAGCGAGGAGGCCAUGGAGAUGGAGGUCACUGAACAGCAACAAGUAGCCAUGCAACAGGAAGAGAAGGUGCUGGCAGAGCAAAUCGAAAGCCUGCAGAAAGAGAAGGAAGAACUAACUUUUGAGAUGCUGGCACUGGAGCCCAGAGCCUCUGAUGAUGAAACAUUAGAGUCUGAGGCUUCGAUUGGCACUGCCGACAGUUCUGAAAACUUGAAUUUUGAUUCCGAAGGAGCUAUUUCGGACAAAUCAGGCAGAAGUUUAGCCUUCAACCCGGCAAGACCCGGCAAGGCAGACCCGGUCAGUACCUCUCGGUCCCGAAGGCAACUGCGCAAGCAGCAGGAGUCUGUGGACUCAGUGGACUCCUUGGUUUCUUCUCCAUCCCUCUCGCCUUCUUCCUCUUCAUCCUGCCUGCCUCACGUGACAAGGAAACGAUUCCAAAUCUAUUCCAAAUCGCCUUUUUAUCGAGCGGCUCCCUCUGGGGACGCUGGGGCACCGGAGCGAUCGCCAGGACACACCAAGGUCCUGGACGACAGGCCACAGUUCACCACUCGAGGGACGUUCAAUCCGGAGAAAGGCAAGCAGAAACUGAAGAAUGUGAAAAUCUCCUCCCCUAAAGCCAAAGAACUCCCAGAGGGGUCUGCUGGGACAGGCCGGAAGCGCCACCCCGAGGCUGCUGAUUACAUGACCCCUCAGCAACUGGUGCUUCUAGGAAAUAACGAGUUCAUGGUAUGAGUCGGCAAGCAUCUCCUCCGUCGCAUCUUCCCUCCACUUCAGUGCCAUCUGCUGCCACUCCAUUGUAGGACAACUGCUGUCCCCCAAGUCAGCAUCUCCUCCCUAUUCGUUGCUUGGAAUCCUAGCAUCGCGUUGCCAGUGGAGAAGCAGGGAGCCUCCCUCUUCCAUCUAGAACGAGCGGAGGAAAGUUCAGCUGUGGCCUUAGUUGACUUUAGCCUUUUGGAACUCGGCGAGUCAGGCUGGGAAUUUGCAGUGAAAUUUGCAGCAGAGCUGGAGGGAAUGAUGGCCGGUGAACCAGGUUUGGCGUUCCCCCUUUUUAAUGGGCCAGGGAAUGUAUGCCAGCCAGCCAGCUGAGAACAUCAGGAAGGCAGCCGGAGUUCAAGAGAGGUUUUCUUGAUCCUGAGGGUCAAAGCUCUUGACUUUGGGGUUAGGUUUUUGCACUGGGAUUGAGAAGCAAUGAACUUCCUAGAAGAAACGAGACAGCAAGAAAGGAGACUGAGGCCUUUGUUCAGGGCUGUUUAUAAUGCACUCCAUGGCAUUGUCAGAUGUGGUGGGAAAUGCUCAUUUUCACUCAAGCACUUCUUAGAUACAUCAGGUGCACCUCCGUUGUGAACAAGAGUUAUUUAUCUAAUCUAGUUUUUCUUGGUUUAAACUUUUGGGUUGAUGGUGUCAGAAUAACCAAUGCCAGUUUGAUUCCAGGUAUGUCAAAGCCAAAUAUUUGUGCCGAAUUUCCAGUAGCCAUAAUCACAGCAUAGGUCCUGUCCCUUGGGGCAGAAAAUCCGACUCGUUUAAGAUAAGACUAAAAGAAAGUAUUAGGGAACAGAACCGUUUACUUUUCUGACUGUGUCUCUGGCUCAAUUCCAUGCUGGUAGCUGAGCAAGCUCUUUUAAGUUUCUUGACCGGCUGAGAAAACGCCACUCAAGCAAAACACAAGCAUAAGGAAGGCUGCUGUUGAAAUCAGUCAGUUUAACACAUGAUUUAACGUCGCUUUCUUUGCUACGCAUCAGUAUUAAACCAUGGCGCAAUUUUAUUUUAUUAUUUUUUUAAAGUGAGAGACUACUUGAAGCUCUUUUGUUAGUAUUAUGGUUACUGAAGUUCAAUGUAAAUAUAACUUUUUAUGUUUGUUUUCUUUUUCCACAAUGUGGGACUUUAUUAAUGUGGGACAUUUAAGCCAGAAAAGUAUAAGGAGGAGGAGGAGGAGCAGACAUGAGUUACUAGAAGUAAUUCUGGGAUCUUUUCAGUGUGGAACAAUAAACAGUCGCCGUGUUUUGCACCGGUAUGACAAUAGAUCAUUCCACCUGUACGUUGUGAAAAAAAUUGCUAUAUUACAAAUAUAGAAGAAGAAGGGCCCCUCCUUGAGGACAACAGAGGGGUCUAUUUAAAAGUCUUUGGGAAGCCCCAUUUUUCAGUUAAACCCAUCGCUGAUUUGUUUUGAUUGUACGGCAGAAAAGUUAAGACUGCGAAGCCCACCGCUUUUUUUAUACUUGUCGAAAAGGACAGCAUGUUGUGAUCACCUGCAGAAACCUGAGAUCAUUGGUCCUCUUUACAAACCCCGCACACCUGUAUUAUCUGAAGGACAAGCUGAUCCUGAUAUAUUUCUCAUUUCCUACCCAAGAGCUUUGACCAACUGAGUGUUGCAGCGGUGAAUGGUUUAAAACCACCGCCCCCUCCUCUUUAAAAGUAUAGAAGGAAGCUACAAAUCGAUCCCGGAGCCUUUUAAGUCUGCUGAAUCACAGUUGCGUCUCUCAAAAACUGACUUAGUUUUUAAUCUGGCACCAUGUAAAGCUAGAGCUCUUGACCUCGUAAAUAUAUAAGACAGGCAGUGUUGUAACCCGUCAAACGUUGUUUUAAACAUCCAAGUUGAAUAAGUCAGAAUUGGCACUCUGACUUAAUGGCAAUGUCACUCUCAUUAAGAAAUCCCCAUAUUUAUAACAGUUCGUGUUACUAUAAAGAGGCCUUAUUUGAGAUUUCAAACGGUUCUUUCAAUGACCGAAGAUGGCGUUUGCUAGGUUGAUCCAGUUUUGUUCAGCUGUUGACCGAAGAAUCUCUUUGUGUUUUUCCUACUUCAGAAAGGCAAAACUUUCCCCUUCAAACCUGAUGUUGGAUUCCUGUUUGCUCUUGAGGUUUGGGUAUUGAGUUUGUUGGUUUUCUGAGCAAAGUAGAUGUUCCUGAUGGACAGUUUGCGGAGAGAAUGUCCAAUGUAUGAGUUCCAUUUUCAGGGUUUAGGGGGAUUUUGUAUACGUGAGGAAUUUUACGCCCACCUCUUGAAAUUUUGCAAACCUGGUGGAGAUUAUCUUUUUCUUAUUUUUCCUUGGAGUCUUAGAACCUGCAGUGAUGCACCCAGUAGCUUUAGCCUCUAGUUCAAUGUUUCUCAACCUCAGGAAGUUUUAAGAUGUGUGGACCAAUUCCCAGAAUGAAGGGAAUUCUGGGAAUUAAAGUCCACACAUCUUAAAACUUCCUGAGGCUGAGAAACAUUUCUGUGAUCCCUGCAAGUUGGGUUUUCUGCGCAGGGGAUAGUGUAAUUCCAAGGAGCUCUAAUAAACUAGAAAAGGAACUGUCAAGAUUUUGGUAAGCAGGAGAUUGUUAAGUGAAUGGAUCCUAAAGCUGCCUCUUUACCGAAAAGCACCUCCUCUCCACCCACCCCCCCCCCCACACUCCAAUCCCUCCCCACAUAUAUCACAUUUACCAUGCAAGCCUUACUCUUCCUCCAAGUAUGUGCACCAAGACCUUUUCCUGCCUUCCCUUACCACCACCACCCCGGAUUCUUCCUCCCUCCACCCUCAGUUGAUUUUUGUGCUGAGAAAUUCCAGGCUUUGCCUCCGAUCCUGGGGGCUAAUUUCCCCCCCUUUUCUUCCAGCGUAAAGCUCUGUCCUUAGGAUUGGUCUGGGGAGCAUUGGAGGGGAGCGGUCGAUAUCCAAGAGAGACUUUUGUUUGAACUUUUUCUGAAUUUCAGGCAGCAAGAAAUCCCUGCCUGGGUUUCUAUCUGCUUGCUGUCUUCCAGUUUUCCGUCUUUUCUUAGCAUCUCCACCCUAGAACCACCUUGUAAAGUUCAUGGACCAGCUCUGUUCCCACCCAAGAUAUUAAAGUGAAUGUACUCCCCACUAGGAAGGACAUUGGCUGCAUAUAAUUAUUUUUAACGGAAAUUUUUAAAAGUAAUUUAUAAGUAUACUGAGUGUACAGUUUAAAAGCAGACUAUGUAUUGUAAAAGGAUAUACUUGUCCUGUGUCAUAUUCUAUAAAUUUUACCUGUGAGAAGAAGAAUUCUAUAAAUGCUUUAUUUUGCUCACGGAGCUGGAUGAUGUGCAGUUAACCUGGGUCAGCCAGCACGCUUGUUAAUUUCCACGUCUGAAAGGUUUUAUUUUCCCUUUGUUAAUGUUAUUUUAUUACUUUUUUUUUUCCUGAAACAAGGCCGUCAUAUUUGAAGUGCAAUUUGUGUAAUAUUUCAUAAAUACAACACUAUUCUAUGGCUGUACAAAAACAACUUUAUGAACAAAUAACAACCUCCCCCCCCCCCAGCUUAUUAAAGAACAAAAGAAUGGAAAAUAAAGUGAUAGUGGCA
This is a messenger RNA of Pantherophis guttatus, 11948 nucleotides long. NCBI's taxonomy places the organism in Eukaryota, Metazoa, Chordata, Lepidosauria, Squamata, Colubridae. The record is from RefSeq and is a predicted model, not a curated record.